This is a messenger RNA of Rotaria socialis, 435 nucleotides long. Lineage: Eukaryota; Metazoa; Rotifera; Eurotatoria; Philodinida; Philodinidae. The record is from the annotation of a GenBank genome assembly.
AUGCAGGGCACAUUUCGAUAUCCAGACGGAUCUGAAUAUACAGGUGAUUGGAAUGAAGAUGGCCAACGGCAUGGACUUGGCCAUUUAGUUUUUUCCGAUCAUGCAAAAUAUCGUGGACGAUUUGAAAAUGGUCUUUUUGCAGGACUCGGCUGCAUUACAUAUCCCGAUGGUUCAAAAUAUGAUGGUGAAUUUUCACAAGGACGAUUUCAUGGUUUAGGUGUAUUUACGCGUUGCGAUGGUAUGAAAUAUGAUGGUCAGUUUCAAGAUGGAAAAAUUUGCGGCUUAGGUCUUUUAACAUUCACAGAUGGUUCACAUGGUUUACCGAGAAAUGAAGGUCAUUUUGAAAAUAAUAAAUUAAUACGACGUGAGAAAUGUACAGAUAUCAUACGAAAAGCUAUUUCAUGUGCAGAACGAGCAAAAGUACAACAAAUUUAA